This is a messenger RNA of Cooperia oncophora, 561 nucleotides long. NCBI's taxonomy places the organism in Eukaryota, Metazoa, Nematoda, Chromadorea, Rhabditida, Trichostrongylidae. The record is from the annotation of a GenBank genome assembly.
CUGCAUAAGGAUAAAACACAUUUUACACAAUACCCAAUCAGUGAUGUGAAUUUGAACAGCUGCGAACCCUCCAACGAUCCCGGAGUUCAGGUUGACUCGAAUCUGAAAUUAUCUAAACACAUCGAACUUUUUCGUAAUGCCUAUAGCACUGAUGUAACCAUUCUAUUACGCCUUUACAAAACGUAUGUACUGCCGCAUCUUGAGUAUUGCUCCCAGAUUUGGGAUCCUACACGUAAAAAGCAAAUCAUCAAAUUAGAAAAGGUACAGAAGAUGUUCACAAAGCUGCUGUUCCAUCAUGCCUCAUGCCUUCCAAUGCCACAACUCAAUACCAAGUCACAACGAACAUAUGAGACAAUUAGGCUCAAAAACGCUAAAAUACAGACGGGCCAAGUCACGAAAGAAUGGGCGGAUUCAAUUGACAUUAUCCUCGGAUUCAAAAGAAAAAUCAGACUCAAUUAUAUAAUUUUGAGCUCUACCGUGGUGCGAGGUCGUUACAACGUUUCCCUACUGAAAUGCGUCCAAUGUUGUCCAGUGACAGCCGUAGUUUCAGAAAGAAAAUGA